Mercenaria mercenaria is the source of this 4783-nucleotide messenger RNA. RefSeq names its product glutamic acid-rich protein-like. Gene Ontology annotation, cellular component: cytoplasm. The coding region runs from base 107 to 1762 and encodes 551 amino acids. The transcript is spliced from 7 exons. NCBI's taxonomy places the organism in Eukaryota, Metazoa, Mollusca, Bivalvia, Venerida, Veneridae. The record is from RefSeq and is a predicted model, not a curated record.
GACGUUUUACACACCCGGAAGUAAAGAUUCGUCACUGAUUCCAGUGUGUAUUGCAUCUGUCAGUUUCUUCUACAUCCUCUGUGAUUAGUACAAUUGUAUUAUAAAAAUGGGUGACAACAUUAUCAAGUUGUACUUGUCAUCAGUUGUUAGCAAUGCAACGUUGAGGAAACAUCAGCAACAUAUAAUGGAUUAUUUAACUUCAAGAAAAAUUCCUUUCGAACAAAUAGAUAUUUCUGACCCAACUAAAGAGGAUGACAAGCAAUUUAUGAGAGAAAAUGCAAAAUCACCUUCAGGAAAAACACCAUUACCUCCACAGGUGUUUUACGGAGGUGAAUACCUUGGAGAUUAUGACCAGUUUUCUGAGGCUCUUGAAGAUGAAGCCGGUGAUGCUUUCUUUAAACUUGCCCCAAAAACAGAAGUAUCACAGGCACAGGUGGAAGUGACAGGGGAGGAGGAAGAGGGAGAAGAAAAAAACAAGGUAGAGGAUGAAGAAAAACUAAAGGCAGAUGAAGGAGAGAAAGAAACUGAAGACAAAGACAAAACUAUAGAAGAAGUUGCUGAGGAAGAUAGAAAGAAGGAAGAAGAAAAGAAAGAGGAUGUAAAGAAGGAUGAAACUGAUGCUAAGAAGGAUGCAGAGAAGAAAGAGGAAGAAAAGAAAGAAGAAAAAGUUGAAGAAGAGAAGAAAGACAAACCACUAGUGUUCAAAAUGAAAAAAGAUUAUGAUGAGGCCGAAGAUGAAGAUCCUUGGGCAGCUUUCGAAACAACAGAAGAAGAAACAAAAGAUGAAGCUAAGGAAGAGGAAGCCAAGAAAGAUGACAAGGAAAAAGAAACUAAAACAGAAGAAAAGAAAGAAGACGAUAAAGAAACUAAAGGUAAAAAAGAGGAAGAAAAAGCUGAAACAGCUUCUGAUAUAAAAAAGCCUUUGGUGUUUAAGAUGAAAAAAGACUAUGAUGAAGAUGAAGAGGAAGACCCAUGGGCAGCUUUUGAAACAAAUGAAGAAGAAGUUAAAGAGGAAAGUAAAGAGGAAGAGCCUAAGAAAGGUGAUGAGGAUAGCAAAAAAGAUGAGAAAAAAGAAGAGGUCAAAGAAGAAAGCAAAGCAGAGGAAGAAAAGAAAACUGAAGAAUCUGAAGAUUUAAAGAAACCUCUUGUUUUUAAGAGGAAAAAGGACUAUGAUGAGGAUGCCGAGGAAGAUCCUUGGGCAGCUUUUGAAUCUACAGAGGAAGAGAAAAAAGAAGCAGAAAACAAGGAAGAGAGCAAGGAAGAAAAGGUGAAAGAAGAAGCAAAAUCAAAAGAAUCAUCAACAGCUGAAGAAGUGACAGAAGAGAAAAAAGCUGAAGAAACUAAAGAAGAGAAAAAAUCUGAAGAAACUAAAGAAGAGAAGAAAGAAGAUGAAGCUGAUGAUAGCAAACCUGAGGAGAAAACAGAAGACUCAACAGGUGCCAAAAUUGAAGAUGAUACAAAAGAUUCAUCAGCAAAGAAAGAAGACGAAAAAGAAGAUUCCAAAGAGAAAACAGCAGAAGAUGACACUACAGUUUCAAAAGAUGAACAGAAAUCAGAAGAAAAGAAAGAAGAGUCAAAAGAAACUGAAGAAAAAGAACAGACAAAGGAUGAAGAAAAGAAGGAGGAAACAAAAGUAGAAGAAAAGGGUGAAGAACCAAAACCAGAAGAAAAGACAGAGGAACCUAAAGCAGAAGAGGAGAAAAAAGCUGAUGAUGAUGAUGAUGAAGAAGAUUUCUGGGCCACUUUGGGUAAAGACGACUAAAUAUGGAACACGGUGCUGUCCAAAAUUUCACAUACAUUCAAAUGGUUUACCAUAAAUAUAUAAUACAUAAAGGAGCAACUACACCUACAACCGGACCAUUGGCCAUCCAAUCAGAACAUACAGAGUCCUACAAAACUACUGCUGUUCUAUAAAUACUCGUGAAGAUUAGUAUGUCAAGAAGCAUAUGAUUGGCCUGUACAAGAAACUUUUAAGUUAAAUCGGCCAAUCAGAGGAGGUGUUAUUUUUAUAUUUUGUGGAAAAAAAGUGUAAAAAAAAAUAUUUGAAUGAUUUUAUGCUGUUAUGUAAAAAAAAAGGUACCAGAUUUGCCCAAGAUUGUGAAGCCUUUUUGAAAUAUGAAAUUAUAAGAUACUGUUUUUCCAAAUAACCUCUAAACUUUUGUAUUUGUUUUACAUUUAGUGGGAAAUAACUUUACAGUCAUAUUUUCAGGAACAUGAAGAUGUUUAUUCAUUUGUAUGCAUUAACAGAUUAUACAAACAUAUUGUAAAAUGCUUAUCAUAUUUUAAACACCCAUUAUAAUAUAAAUGUAAAAUGUAUCUUUUAAAGUGCCAUUACAAUAUGAUGUUUAGUUUUGUAUACUUUUUGUGGCCUAGGAGAAGAUGAUAAAUUGAAUGAGUCAUAGGAAGCUUACAAUAAAUGGACAAAGUGACACAUGCCUUGGAAGAAAGAUUUAUGUUUGAUGUUUCAUAUUUCGAGCUUAGUUAAAUAUUAGAUCCCUUUAUUUCUGCCACAUUGUUUUAGUUUCAAAUUUUGGAACAUGUGGAUCUUUGGGUAGCUAAAUUCUUUAAAGAUUGAUGAAAAACCAGAGUGAAAUGUCUUCUUUACAGUUUUAAGAACAUCAAAUCUGUAAACAGGCUAAAUUUACAUGUUUUUCAUUUUAUUAUUUUGCCAUCAUUUUGUCGUACUGUUUCAUAAAAAUACAUGUAUAGAUAAUUAUUUAUCACCAGUACCAGUAAUUAUUUAUGGACAGUUUACCAUGGCAGAAUGAAGGCCUAUUAUGAAAAAACUAUUUCAUUUAAAGCAUUUUUAUUUAAAGUUUAAAAUUGUAAACAUUGAAUGCAGAAAAAGUCAGAUGAAAGCACAAGUUUUAACAAGCCAGUUACUUGAGAAUUACACAGGGAAGGCUCAAUAACCGUACUAGUAUUUAUAUAACAGUCACAAAGUUCUUAAAAUUUCUUUCACAAACAUAAAAUAGACAAAUAGUGAUCCUCUGUAAUGCAAUAGUUUUUGUGGAUGGGGUUAAAUGAGAUUUUGAAAUGAAGUUACAUGAUGUAAGUUGCUCUAGAUAUGCAAUAGUAUUUGUACUUGAUAUUUGUGUGUAUUUUAUUACUUUUUUAUCACUAUAUUAUUGAUCUAUAUACCUGUAACGAUUACUUUCAUAUUUAUUACUACGCCAUGCAUUUAUGUAUAUAUGGUAUUACAUGAUGCGUAUAACCGUGAUAAUUAUAAGGUGAAAGAUUUUUGGAAACAAUUUUUUGUUAUGUUUCGUGGUGCAUUAUAUAUUAUGUAGGUAUGUUUUUAUUAUGCGCGGUCAGAUCUGUACAUGUUGUUUCUAGACGUAAUUAUUGUCCCGCCUACUGUAACUUACCUGCAUUCUUCCCUGUUCGCACCUUAAAUAAAUUCCUUUAGCAGAAGGCUAGAUUAAAUGUAGUAAACUGUUUGCAGUUUUCGUUAACAUAUUUCACAUUUCUUAUAGAAGUUAGAAAUUAGGAAAGUAGAUUUUUCACAUGUUUUGAGGCACAUUUUUCGUUACUAGUCAGUGUGUAAUUCACAUGGCACGUUCAUUAGAAUAAGUUUGUAGUGGGUGUUUUAUUCCUCUCAUUUUAAAUAAAUUAUGCUGCUGCAACAGUCAAUCAGACUAAAAUUUAUGUUUGUUUAUCUUUUAAAAAAUGAGUUUAUAACAUGACAGCCAAAUGUGCAUUGUUCUAGAGAUUUUUUUUUCGACUCUAGAAGCUUUCAAUGCAUACACAUUGAGAAAAGUUUUUAAGAAUCUUGGAGGAGGAUUUUAUCAUGAACAAUGGUUACCUGAAUAUUAAAGUAUUGUUUGUUUUGUUAAGAUGUGUUCUUGUUUAAGUGUUGUUUUUGUUUAUGCCAAAAUUUAUACUUUUACACCAAUAUUUUGUCUUUGAGAUGAAUUGCUAAUUGGGAAUACCUGUUGACCGUACUAUUUUCUGAUGUUAUAAAUGUUUUGGAUUUUGUCUACAAACAAGAAAGAACUUACCUGAGAUACAUAAGUGAUAUAUUUGAUAUUGAUGGGGUGAUUUCAGUCAUUUUGAGCAUCAAAAUUUAUUUGAAUUUCAGUUUUGUUCAAUUUAUUAAAUGUUUUUAGAUAUCUUAGUCAUCAUUAAAUCAACAUAACAAUAUGAAAUUUUUGUUAAGUUAAAGAAAAACUAUAGUUCUUACAUUUGCAAUCCAGCUGUCAUAGUAUUUCCAGAAAUGACAGGGAACCAGUCUUAUUCCUUAGUUUGUGCAAUAAUAUCAUUAAUCAGUGCAUAAGUUGUUGUUUCUAAGUUCUUUCCGAUAACUUUGUAUUUUAUAGUUGUUUUGGUUUUCACGAAAGAAAUAUUCAUAUACUUUCAUUGAAGUCAAAUUUUGAUAAAGGUAUGUGUUCCUUGCAUUAAUGAUCACCUAUUCAGGGGUAAAAUUGAUUUUACUAAAAUUUGUUGUAUUUAGUCCCCAGAAACUUACCUUUCUUGCAAAACCUACAAAAUAGUUUAUGUAUAUGUAUGAGUGCACCAUAGUAAUGGGAGUGUUCUUAAACAAGUUUAUAUUAUAUAAACAAGUUGUUACAUUACUAACAGAAAAUCAUUACAGCUUAAGAUACAGAUUAAUGUAGGGAGAACUUGGGAGGGUGUCUCCAUGCUUGCCAUAACUGGGUUUCAAUUCAGCAGCUAACUGCCGUACAUCUUUCUCUAAUCUCUCUCGCAAUAUGUACAGUGUAACCCAUCAUUCCAUACAAUACCAUUUAUUUGUAUUUACUCUAAAUAAAAAAUGUGAUAACAA